Messenger RNA from Didymodactylos carnosus, 297 nucleotides. The record is from the annotation of a GenBank genome assembly. NCBI's taxonomy places the organism in Eukaryota, Metazoa, Rotifera, Eurotatoria, Philodinida, Philodinidae.
AUGACAAGUAUAUUCUCCAAAUCACAAGCGUUGACUUUUCUGCAUAUUGUUUUUAAAUAUUAUACCGAAAUGAUACCUGGUGUUGGCGAAUUUCAGUGUCUUACAAAUUUAUUUGACUCUAGUCAAUCAGCAUUCGAACGACUAGCGUGCUUAAUUAAUGAUAAAUUAGCAUUGAUGUUAGACAUGCUGGAACACACGGACGUACUGAUGGGAAAUAAGGUUUAUGAAAUCGCUCAACAAACGGCUAAACUUCAGUAUAAAAGUCCUCAUGCAAUUGCUUGUUUAUAUGAUCUGUAG